Messenger RNA from Sclerotinia borealis F-4128, 735 nucleotides. The record is from the annotation of a GenBank genome assembly. Lineage: Eukaryota; Fungi; Ascomycota; Leotiomycetes; Helotiales; Sclerotiniaceae.
AUGCGCCUCUCGCCUUCCCUUCCUCUUUUCGUCUCUUUCUAUCUCUUGUUAUUGUCUUUUAUUGGCGCUCUAGCUGCUGACCAAGCAGUCUCGGCUGACGAUGCAUGGCAUAUCAAAGGUGGCAGUACUGACGGGGGUUGUGAUAUAAAAGGGCGCAAGGCCAUUAUCAACAAAUGGAACGAUGAAUCUAGGGAUUUGGCAGCGCAUGCUUAUACUGCUAUCCUUCAAUAUUCUUCUGAUAUCUUCAUUAGGAAAGCCUGCUUGACUUUCUUUGGCUUAACAACGAUUAAGAGUAACCCAACUGCCCCCCAGAACGCUAAGACGCUCGCCAAAAUUACAAGAGAACUUGAAAAACUUAAAGACUUAUUCGAAAGCAACUCUGAACGCCCAAAGGCUGGGUUGUUCUGCAGUUCGCAAUGGUUGAAGCUUGUCAGUGGAGGGACAGAUGCCGUUGCAUAUGACUUUACGGGUAAACAAAUAUUUAUCGAUGGCAAACCGCAGACUGUUGGAGAAGUAUAUGAUGAAUUCAUUAAGCCUGGCCAAGUGCCAUUUUGGUCAGAAGACCUCAAAGGUUACGAUUUCUCACCCGCAAAAAAUGACGAUUUCUGCUCGAAAAACCCCGACACAAAGGGUUACACGGAGGAUCUGAACGGCUAUUCGCCUGACUCUGAUGAUGAUGAUGAUGAUUAUGAGCCAGUGGGCGGAAGAGAGCCGUCUGUUCCGUCACAAAUAUAG